Messenger RNA from Gymnogyps californianus (California condor), 1600 nucleotides. RefSeq names its product iroquois homeobox 6 (gene IRX6). Gene Ontology annotation, biological process: cell development; neuron differentiation; regulation of transcription by RNA polymerase II. The transcript is spliced from 7 exons. Bases 1 to 1305 code for a protein of 434 amino acids. The record is from RefSeq and is a predicted model, not a curated record. NCBI's taxonomy places the organism in Eukaryota, Metazoa, Chordata, Aves, Accipitriformes, Cathartidae. Gene Ontology annotation, molecular function: DNA-binding transcription factor activity, RNA polymerase II-specific; RNA polymerase II cis-regulatory region sequence-specific DNA binding. Gene Ontology annotation, cellular component: nucleus.
AUGUCCUUCUCUCAGUUCGGAUACCCCUACAGCACCACUUCACAGUUUUUCGUGCCCGCCAGCCCCAGCACGACCUGCUGCGAGGCUGCCCCCCGCUCCGUGCCGGAUGCCUCCUCGGCGCCGGCCGCCGCCUCCCUCUGCUGCGCCCCGUACGAGAGCCGGCUGCUGGCGCCCGGCCGCGCCGAGCUCAAUGCGGCGCUGGGCAUGUACGGCGCCCCGUACGCCGCCGCCCACGGCUGCGGCAACUACCUGCCCUACAGCGCCGAGCCCGCCGCGCUCUACACCGCGCUGAACCCCCAGUAUGAAAUCAAGGACGGCGCCGGCACGUUGCACUCGGGAAUCGCGCAGCCCGCUGCCUACUACUCCUACGAUCAUUCCUUGGGGCAGUACCAGUACGACAGGUACGGGACAGUGGAUUUCAGUGGUUCGGCCCGACGCAAAAAUGCAACGCGAGAGACGACGAGCACCCUCAAGACCUGGUUGUACGAGCACCGCAAAAACCCCUAUCCCACCAAAGGAGAGAAAAUCAUGCUGGCCAUCAUCACCAAAAUGACCCUGACGCAAGUGUCCACUUGGUUUGCUAACGCCAGACGGAGGCUCAAGAAAGAAAACAAAAUGACCUGGUCUCCCAAGAACAAAGCGGGGGAAGAGAGGAAAGAAGAAACCCCGCGGGAAGAGGAGGAAUACGGUGCGGAGAGCGAAGGCAGAGAGCAGAAGAGCUGCACGGAGGACAAGGAGCUGCGGUUCAGCGACCUGGACGACCUGGAGGAGGAGGAGGAGGCGGGGAAGCCGGAGAAGGGCCGGGCCAGCUCCCUGCAGGAAGCCCCCAGCCUCGGCGCGGCGCUGCCCGAGGCCCCGCGGAGCAACUGCAGCCUGCCCGGCCCCUUCCGCGCCCUUCCCUGCGCCAAGGCCCCCGCCGCGGACUUCUCCCCCGCCGCCCUGGCCGGCCCGCCGCCGCCGCCGCCCUACGCGCCCGCGGAGAAGCCGCGCAUCUGGUCGCUGGCGCGCACCGCCGGGGCCAGCGCGGCGCGCCGGGGCAGCCCCGAGGGCCGCGGCGCGGAGGGAGGCGGCGGCGCGGCGGGGCAGCAGCCCCUGCCCGCCAAGGCCUUCCGGAACUCCGCUUUCAACCUGCAGCCGCUCCCGCGGAGCUGCGCGUCCCACCGCGGCCUGGGGGAGCCGUGCCAGUACGCGGCGGCGGGCGAAGGCUUCGGGCGGGGCGCCAAGGGCGGCCCGGGAGGCGCCGAGCUGGGCGGGACCUGCCUGGACAGGCUACGGACGGCGUUCCGGCCGGUGCUGCGGAGGUGAGGGCCGCCCGCCCCUUCCUGAGCGCUGGCGAUGGAGCUCCGGCUGCAGCGAGGCUCUCGGCUUGAAACAACGAAAGAAACCUCUCCCCGGCCCGGCGAUGACCUCCCCGCCCCGCAGGCACGGCCCGCGGCUCUGCCUUCCCUGCCCUCGCCGGGGAAACGUCCCGCCGCGGCACAACGUGCUGCUCACAUGGGGGCUGAGGGGCGCGGCGGGCGGAGCGGCCGCGCCUGCGGGAGCGGCGCGCCCCCCCCCCGCCGCCCGCUUGCCAUUUGUUCAACAGCCCUCAUUAACGUCU